AUGAGUUGUCCAGAAAGAGGAAGUGCAUAUGAUGAAAUUUAUAAUGAAGAAAUUUUCGAUGAGGAUGGUCGUCCAAAGAGAACCGGGACACUGGUGACAACAGUGGCACAUAUAAUAACAACAUUACUUGGGUCAGGAGUGUUGUCAUUGACAUGGGCAGUGGCUCAGUUGGGAUGGAUUGCUGGCUCCAUUUCUCUACUCAGCUUUUCGAUCAUAACUCUGUUUACUUCUCAUCUUCUGGCGAAUUGCUAUCGAUGCCAAUCCGGCAAGAGAAGCUACUCUUACAUGGAUGCUGUCAAGUCCAGACUAGGAGGACUUCAGAUGAAGCUUUGUGGAAUUUUUCAGUAUAGUUUUAUUUUCGGACUAUCAGUCGGAUACACUUUUGUAGCAUCUACCAGCAUUCGGGCUAUCAAAUGCGGUGGGAAGAAGCCAUGCCCUGCAUUAAACCGGCUCAUGAUACUCUAUGGGAUGGUGCAAAUCAUUUUAAGCCAGAUACCAAACUUCCGCAAGCUCGCCUUGCUCUCCAAAAUUGCCGCUGUCAUGUCUUUUGCUUACGCUUUUAUCAGCAUUGCCCUGUCUCUGACAAAAAUAUUUCAAGGACAUGGACAUUUUGAGAAUACUCUGACAGGAGUACCCGGUGGAGAAGAUAACUUAUGGAAAACACUUUCAGCCAUAGGAGAUCUCGCUUUUGCAUUUUCUUUCUCUACUAAUCUGAUAAACAUUCAAGACACAAUUAAAUCGAGUCCACAGGAGAAGAAAGUCAUGAAAAAAGCUAUUUCAGUGGCAAUCACAGCAACUACUAAGUUCUAUUUGCUUUUUAGUUUGAUCGGAUAUGCUACAUUUGGAAAUGCUGUACCAGGAAAUAUGUUAGCAGGAUUCAGUUCUUUCAAGCCAUUAUGGAUUGUGGAUCUUGCUAAUAUAUGCCUUACGGUUCAUCUCUUCGGGGGCUAUCAGGUAGCUUGUCAGCCAAUAUACGCGUUUGUGGAAAGCUGGAGCUCCCACAAGUGGCCAGAAAAUAAAUUUAUCACGAGGGAAUACUCAGUCGUUGAUGGCUGCUAUGACUUUAAUUUCUUUCGCCUAGUCUGGAGGACAAUAUAUGUGAUUGUUACCACCAUCCUGGCGAUGAUAUUCCCAUUCUUCAGUGAAUUUUUGGGCCUUCUUGGCGCCAUAACAUUUUGGCCAAUGACGGUGUAUUUUCCAAUAGAGAUGUACAUUGCACAGUGGAAAAUUGCCAGAUUUUCAAGAGUCUGGAAUUGCCUGCAGAUGUUGAACUUAUUUUGCUUGAUCGUGUCUUUGCUAGCUGCUAUUGGUUCCGUUCAUGGCCUUGUUAAGUCUAGGUUCAGAGAUUGAGGCACUAGCAUCACUAUUCUUGAGUUCAUUUUAGCACAAUUCUUUCUUAUCCUUUCAUAGGAUCUAAUUGCUUCUAUGAUGUUGUUGAAGGUACCUGAUACGAA
Molecule: messenger RNA, 1454 nt
Organism: Daucus carota subsp. sativus
Lineage: Eukaryota; Viridiplantae; Streptophyta; Magnoliopsida; Apiales; Apiaceae
Product: amino acid permease 6
Exons: 7
Coding region: 1-1350 (449 amino acids)
Biological process (GO): amino acid transmembrane transport
Cellular component (GO): membrane
Molecular function (GO): amino acid transmembrane transporter activity
Source: RefSeq, a predicted model, not a curated record